UAUAUCGGACUGUUUUGUACGCUAUAUGCGAGCACUCAAGUCUCUGGCAUUAUUUCGGUGCCCGCAAAGCCCUUGAGUGGUUGCAUAUUGGGCGUAUGCUUAUCGGUUGAUUUAGAAGGAGCAAAUAAAAGACCAGCGAAUUCGGAGGAGGAGAAAAUUGACAAACCAAAGGUGCUGCAGAAACCCAAGGAACAAAAAAAGAAGCAAAAUUGUUUGCUGGGUCUAUGCCUAGGAAUACAGCAGCAUCAAGAACAAAAACAACAAGUUCAACUUGAUCUGAAUUUAAACGAGAAUAAAAAGCAGCAACAGCUGGAAGAGGAAGAGAGAAAGAAAGCGCUAAAUCAACAAUCUGAAGACGAAAAGAAACAACAGCUCUCAGAAAUUCAGUUCCAAAAUCAAAAGCUCCAGCAACAGCUAAUGGAGCAGGAGAGGCUGCAAGAACAGCUGAUGCAGAGGCAACAGCGUCAUCAGAAGCUGCAGCAGGAGCUGGCGCUGCAGCAACAUAAGCUGCAGCAAGAAAAGGAUCUGAACGAGCAACAGGUUCAGCUGCAGCAGAAGUUGUUGCGGCAGCAAGAGCAGCUACUGCAGCAGCAAAAGCUGCAGCAGAAAGAGUUGCAGCAACUGGACUCCUCCAUUGUUCAGAUACCACUCUACCAGGGUCUGCAGAUUUCCCCACAAGUCCUGCAGCUCAUACAACAGAGUCGUAAUGUUCUGGCGCCCCAACAGAAUGGUCAAUUCCCAACUCCAGUUGCAGUUCAGCCGCAGCAACAUGCCCCGAUCUUAGAAGGGCCCACCAAUCCGGACGAUUUUACUGAAGAAACCAUAGAAAGGGACUCGAAACUGACAACAGUGGAACUAAUUGCACAAUACCAUUAUCCGGUGGAGACGCAUUACGUAACAACAGGCGAUGGUUAUGUGCUUUGCUUGCAUCGCAUUCCACGUCCCGAUUCUCAGCCGAUCCUGCUCGUCCAUGGUCUUAUGUCCAGCUCAGCCUCGUGGGUGCAGAUGGGGCCGCGAAAUGGACUAGCCUACAUAUUAUUUCGGCGGGGCUAUGAUGUCUGGAUGCUGAACACCCGAGGAAAUGUCUACUCGAAAAAACACUCCAAUCCGCGUAUCAAGCCUUCCAGUUAUUGGAGCUUCUCCUUCCAUGAGAUUGGCAAAUUCGAUUUGCCUGCAACCAUAGAUUUCAUUUUGAAUACGACCGGCUUGGCUAAAGUUCAGUAUAUAGGACACUCACAAGGCUGUACAGCCUUCUUUGUGAUGUGCAGCGAGCGACGGGGCUACGCCAAAAAGAUAUCGCUGAUGCAGGCCCUCUCCCCGACUACUUACAUGAAACACACACGAAGUCCGGUGUUGCAGUUCCUAUCGCUGUUCAAGCACAGAUUCACGGUCAUGUUGAAUCUGCUGGGUGGUUUUCAACUCUCGCUCAAUACACAUCUAAUAAGGCUAUUUCGCAAGGACAUUUGCAAUGAAAAGACCAGUCCGAUUUGCAGUGUGUUUGAUUUCAUUGUGUGCGGUUUCGAUUGGAAACAAUUCAAUGAGACCCUUGCGCCUUUGGUUCUGGGACAUGUCUCGCAGGGUGCUUCCACCAAGCAAAUCUAUCACUAUGCCCAGCUGCACGGAGUUAAAAAGUUUCAGCAAUUCGACCAUGGUUCCACGGCCAAUUUACAAAUCUACAGACAAAUGACCCCACCAACCUACAAUCUGUCGGCGGUUACGUGCAAGGUGGCUCUCCAUUACGGCAGCAACGAUUGGCUGAGCUCGGAAAAGGAUGUCAACCGUCUGUACAGUAAUCUGCCGAAUUGCAUCGAGAACCGGCAAAUAGAUUUCCCACAGUUCAGUCAUUAUGAUUUUACCAUAUCGAAAGAUGUUCGUCCGCUUGUCUACAAUCGCGUUUGUGAUCUCGUGAAGCAGUAUGCAUAUGUUGGCUAAUCUCAAAAACACCUUACACAUGGAUUUUGUUGUUGCUGGAAAAAGCGAAAAUGGUUAUCUUUUGCAUAUUUCGCAUUUUGCGGCUUGUAAAUAAAUGAUAUUAUCUCGUUGUGGUGAUCUUUAAUAAUAAAAAGCUAUAGAAAAUA
This is a messenger RNA of Scaptodrosophila lebanonensis, 2078 nucleotides long. Its product is annotated as lipase 1-like. Gene Ontology annotation, biological process: lipid metabolic process. The transcript is spliced from 4 exons. The record is from RefSeq and is a predicted model, not a curated record. NCBI's taxonomy places the organism in Eukaryota, Metazoa, Arthropoda, Insecta, Diptera, Drosophilidae. The coding region runs from base 418 to 1932 and encodes 504 amino acids.